UCCAAUUAUCAUCUGAAUAACUCGCGCGUCUCGCCUCGAGUGGGCGAAAUUUAAACAAAUAUACGCCCUGUUGGCCGUGUGUGUGCGUACAUAUGUAGUGUACAUAUAGUGUGUGAGAAUAAAUGCCACUAAACACACAAAAAUAAACGAAACGAAAACAAACUGAUAACCGCAGAAGUCGGACUACGACAACGUCUACGAGACCUCGGAGCACCAUUUACGAUCGUGCUUUAUAGUUGUCAUAUAGCUUAUACAGCUGUAGCUGUUGGUGUAGCCCCUUUCCAUCGCCAGUUCCAAUCCGAUCCUCACCUGCAGAUAAUCCGAUAAUUUACUGGUCUUCUUAUUCAGACCAGAGAAAACCAGGGUAAACAAUGGCACACUAACUGAGUUUCUUGCUUUGUGCACUUCAAGUGUAUAUAGCUUUAAACAAAGCGGGAAAGUUUAAAAAAAAAACUGAAACGUGGAACGAAGAGUUUAGUUGAAUAGUGAUACCUAUAUAUUAGCCGCCGACGCCAUGCCCAGAAGCCGAAGUAACAAAGACCCGGAGAAUAACAACAACAUGCGAUCCUGCUAAGAUCAGAGCGAACGCGAACCCAGCCGGAUCAUGAGUCGCCAGGAGGGAGCUUCAUCCCGUCCAGCCGAGGGAGCGGCCGGCCCAGUCACAUCGUCAUCCUCAUCGACAUCCUCCACCCAAUCAGUAAGUGCUGUUCUGGGCAGCAAGAUAUCCACAUCGACGCCUCAGAAGAACGAUGAACAGCAGGAACAGGAGUUCAUUAAUCAGAGCGUGGCCAGUGAGAUCGAGGCCAUGUCCAUUUCGGGAUCCGUAUCAGCGGACAGCAGCAGUGGCACCACAACGGGCGCCACGAUGAGCGGUAGUCCAGUGCCCAAGCGUAAUUUGAGCACGGCAAAUCUAUCACGGAUUCGUCCGCAGUCGAGCUACUCGGCUCGCGUCCUCAUCUUUGACGAUUCCGACCAGGAGGCAGCUGCCGCUGCAGCAGCUCUGGCAGCAGUUUCGUCAUCCUGCAACAGUAGUGUCAAAUCCUGCAGCGGACUAGAACUGCUGCCCACCUCGCCGGCCAAACUGUCCGUCGGCAACGAUAGCACCAAUGGCUCCUCGAUGAUGCGCAAUCUAAAUCUGACCAAGAGCUCGUCUGGUGGUCUGUCCGGAAGUUCCAGCUCCUUGCAUUCGAGGGGAUAUACAGCUUUGUUGCGGAAGAUUUCCUAUCAGCAGCACACCAACUCUUUGCGUGCAGUUAGCAGCGAAGCCUCAAAUCUGCUUCGUAUGCGUCAUUCCUCGCUGGGAAAGUCGGCUCCUUUCCUCACAGGCAACUAUUUCCGCCAUGAGCUUGCUGCUCCACCACCUAUUCAGGCACCUGGCUUUGGGGCUUCUCCCUCGGCCGGUCAUAACAUCUCAAGGUCCGGCAGCUGUGCUGGAAUUGGCAUGGCCAAGCACCAUCAUCAUUUGCACGGCGUUGUAAUGCGAGGAUCGGCUGGCGGAGGUGCUGGUUCAGCUGGUGGAUCCUCGAGUGGAGUGGCUCAUCAUCGACUCAGUUUAGUUACCAAUGCGGCUGCCGUUGCGGCGGCUGGCGGAUCCCGGGCUCAUUCUCCUUACUCGGCCAGCCCCGUGGACAGUCCGCGCCUCAAUUCACCAAUGCCGUUUGCAUUUGCUCCGAUCAAAAGGAUCGCCUCGUGCCGAGGCGUUGUGGACGGACGUCGCUGGUCCGUCGCCUCAUUGCCCUCCUCCGGGUAUGGCACAACUCCGGGCAGCUCCAAUUUAUCGUCUCAGUGCUCCAGCCAGGAGGGUCUUAACCAAUUGCCGCACAACAUUCCGCCCGGAGUCCAGGAGGCGGAUGCCGCUGCCGUGGCUGCCGGUGCCUGCUGUGCCGAGCACCUCAAGCAGCAUUGCCCCAAGCACUGUGCUCUGUUGCUGGCCGUUUCCCAAAAACAAAUGACACCACAGCCACCGAAGCCAUCGCAAUUGCAGCCCCAGAAACUAAUGGCAGCGACCUGUGCCAAUUGCUGCGCCGAACUGAGCCUGGCCUGCAGUGGCCAGCAGCCUGGUGGUAAUGGUGGCCCAUCGGCCAACAGCUCCGUCUCAAGUGCGAUGCAAGUUGGUGGUCGGAUGUCGCCCUAUUUUCGUCCACGCUCCCGAUCGCUGUCCAGUCCGUCGCGUUCACCAGUUGUGGACAAUGAGAUUGCCGUAAUGAACACUCUUUACAAGGAACGUUUUCCCAAGGCUACGCAGCAAAUGGAGGAGCGCUUGAAGCACUUCAUCAACGAAAACAAGAGUGCUGCAUGCAACAGCUUCAGAGAUUCACAGCCGAUAGUGCGUUUCGUGCACCAUCAGGUAUUGGAAAUGGCGCGGGAUUGCCUGCACAAAUCGGAAGCCAAGUUGAUAACCUCGCAAUAUUUCUAUGAGUUGAGUGAGAAUCUGGAGCGUCUGUUGGUAGAAACCAAGGAAAAAUCCCCGGAGGCCGCCGCUGAGCUAAAUGGUGUUAUUAAAAAGCUACUGCUGAUCAUCUCGCGACCAGCUCGGUUGCUGGAAUGCCUGGAAUUUGAUCCACAGGAGUUCUACGAGCUGCUAGAGGCUGCCGAGGGUCAUGCCAAAGCUAUGCCCGUGAUCAAGGCAGACAUUCCGCAAUACAUUAUCCAUAAGCUAGGCCUAAACCGUGAUCCCAUCGCCGAGUUGCAGCAGGAAUUGCGAGAGACACAGCAAAUGUGUUCGGAACAGGUCACCGUGGAUGCGGAUCCACUGCAUCCCGGUGGCAGUUUGCUCCUCAAUUCGCCCUUAACCAGCGCAGCUAAGCAGUUGAGCAGCCUGGCUUUGGAUUCCAUUGCUUUGGACUCGGGAAGUGGCAAGGCGACACCUCAACAGCCUCCUCAGACGCCGGUGGCGACGAAUGAAAUGGCUCCCUCUUUUGCGAUGGCUAUUAAUCAAAUGAAUGAGGAGAGAACAGGUGCAGGUACUGCAGUUGGUGGAUCGGGUGUGACAGGAACGGGAGCUGGAGGAAUAACUGGAGGCACAGCAGGAACAAUAACGGGCAGUGGAGCUCAACAGCCCUCACCUCACGAAAAUGAUUUUGACAUUGUCAAGCUGAUCUCAAAUGGUGCUUACGGAGCCGUCUACCUGGUGAAGCACAAGACUACGCGUCAGCGCUUCGCCAUGAAGAAAAUCAACAAAAAUAAUCUCAUCCUGCGCAACCAGGUAGAGCAGGUGUUUGCCGAACGUGAUAUUCUCUCGUUUGCCGACAAUCCCUUUGUGGUCAGCAUGUACUGUUCGUUUGAGACCAAGAAGCACCUGUGCCUGGUUAUGGAGUACGUGGAGGGCGGCGAUUGCGGCACGCUGCUCAAGAACAUCGGGCCACUGCCGGCGGACAUGGCCCGCUUCUAUUUCGCCGAGACAGUAUUAGCCGUAGAGUAUCUGCACAGCUACGGCAUUGUGCAUCGCGAUCUGAAGCCUGACAACCUUCUGAUCACGGCCUUGGGUCACAUCAAGCUCACGGACUUUGGCCUCUCCAAAAUGGGACUUAUGUCGUUGGCCACCAAUCUGUACGAGGGGUAUAUUGACUCAGAAACAAGACAGUUUUCCGACAAGCAGGUUUACGGCACACCAGAGUACAUUGCCCCCGAAGUGAUCCUGCGCCAGGGUUAUGGAAAACCAGUCGAUUGGUGGUCUAUGGGCAUCAUUCUCUAUGAAUUCCUCAUCGGUUGUGUGCCGUUUUUUGGGGAGACCACUGAGGAAUUAUUUGCGCACACUGUCAAUGAUGACAUCGAAUGGCCGGACAGUGAGGAUUGGCCUGUGCAAUCGGAAGCAAAAGACAUCAUUUCGCAACUGUUACAGCAGAACCCGAGAGAUCGUUUGGGCACCCAAACGGGUGCCCUUGAGAUGAAGGAGCACGAAUAUUUUCUGGGCAUGGAUUGGAACUCUCUGCUGCGUCAGAAGGCAGAGUUUGUACCGCAGUUGUCCCAUGACGAUGAUACCAGUUAUUUUGACACUCGCAUGGAUCGCUAUAACCAUGAUCUUGGCGGUGAAGAUACGGACGACACAGAUGACACGCCCGUCUUCGGCAGUUUUAAUUCGUAUACACCGCAGUAUAGGAAGCAGCAUUAUAGUUGGUCCCGUCAUGCCACACCCACGUCUACCGAUGGAGUCAAAUCAACGGCCACGCCACCACUUACAUCGCUGCCAUCGCGUGCCCAGGAAAUCCCAGUAGCAACUGUAGGUGCUACAUCAACUGGCGCCCUGCCUAAACUCAAAACGGGAAUGAUAAGCGGAAGUGGAAGCGGUAGUGGUUCGAAUAGCACCUCCAAUGAGGGAGUGGUCAACAAGUUCUUAAACACGCCACAACUGCGAAAGCUAGAUCUCUCGUCCAGUUGCCUAAAGGUGCCGUCCACCCCGGAUGCUGAUUACUUGCCCGAAUUACUGCACAAUGUCACGAUUGGAAAUGAUGCCGAGCUGCGAAUGUUGAAGCAUUAUCUCCAGCAACCUAAUCCCGGAGCCACACAGCGUCUGCAGCAGCGUCAUAGUAUGCCGCCAAAUACGACCACCAUUAUCAGCACACCGGCCACUCCGCCACCAACUCAAACUCAGGCAGCAAUGACAGCUACACCGCCAACGGCCACGGCAGGAAGCUUUUCGCGUAGCACGCCGGAGAGUUCUCAGACGGACAGUGAUGACUUCUCGCCGCAAAUUAACCGGAAACGUAAGGGCGUCUGCGCUAGGGACAUUCUGCCGCGUUUCUCUAUAUCAAUAGAAGAUGAAACUAUUUCCGCGGGCAGCUCGUCCACGGAGAAUAUGAACUUGCCAAGAGAACAAUCGCCGCUGGCUUUGCAGCAUCAACCAAAAUCCAUGGACGGCAGCAGCAGUGGUAGUAGCAUGAAGCAUCAUCGUUCCAGGUCAAUUGUAAAAUCUGCAUCUGCUUUGGGUUUGUCUCUGAUGACAUCACUAGACAAUAGUCAAUUGGCUGCGCAGUUGGUUGGGAUUCAAUCACCGGGUGGCGGAGGAAAUGGCUCCAGCACGGCCAGCUCCAGGGAUACUUCACCAUGUCGGGAGCUUUCGCCAUUGGUGACUAAUUUGAAGCCACCGAUAAUCAUUCGACGUGGACCUCGUGGAUUUGGUUUUACUGUCCAUACCAUUCGUGUUUACUAUGGCGAUACAGAUUUCUAUACAAUGCAUCAUUUGGUCAUGGCGGUGGACGAGGGCAGUCCUGCCUUUGAAGCCGGACUGAGGCCAGCGGAUCUCAUUACCCAUGUUAAUGGGGAAGCUGUGCAGGGUCUGUUCCACACCCAGGUGCUGCAGCUGCUUCUAAGUGGCGGCGAACAUGUAACUCUUCGCGCCACGCCACUCGAGCACACAAGCAUUCAAAGCGGUGGACGUAAGCGCGAUCUCAUGCAGAGCAAGUUGGCCAAGAAGGGUCUGAAUCGUCAGAAGAAGCAGACGAAGCGGGAGCACGACAAGAAGCGUAAAACCUCGCUGUUCCGACGUAUAAGCAGCAAGCGUGCAAAUGCGGAGAUGCAGCAGUACUCUGCUGGCACAAGUUCACCCACUACACCGUCAGCCAGAAAUUUGUCGCCGUUGGAUUCAUCGUAUCAUAGCAGCUGCUGCCAGUCUGCAGCCAACUCCUCAUCGCAAUCCACCUCGCCCUCAUCCUCAUCACCCAACACACCCACCGGCUCAAGUGGAUCCAACACAGGAUCCGCUCCAGUUGCUCCCUCGGCUCUUAGUGUGCAAUUGCCAGCAGCCCCGCCACCCACUCAGCUGGUGCUCUUGCCUCAUGUGGGAGCCGUUGUUGGCAGUAGUCCCACCUCUGUGGGAAAUGUGCCAGUAUCUCCUACUGGUGUCGUUCCGCAACUGUACCAGCGUCCAUCCACUCUACAUGGUCUCAAGCACAAGCUGCACGCGGCCACCGCCGUAAUAGCAGGCGGGGGCAAUGCCAAUAAUCCCGCCGGAGGACUGAAGACCCUCCAUACCACGAGCAACAAUUCGCUGCCCAAUCGUCGGAAGUCUGUGGGCCACAUUCCACUGUCUCCGUUGGCGCGGACUCCUUCACCAUCGCCGCUGCCAUCUUCGCCCACACGAUCUCCUUCUCCAUUGGCCUUUCCACUGGUUGGCCAUCAGCCAGGAGCCUCCAACACCACACAGUCUUACAGUCCGGGAAGCACACUGCCCACAUUGCAGACGGCAGUGAAUGCGAAUAGCAAGAAAGCAGGAUUUGCCCGGACCAAGUCGGCUGAGCCGAGUUCACCGCUGCUGAGGCGCGCCUUGUCCCCUGAUCGUUUGCACCCCCGUAGUGCUGAAACAAAGAUAUCGCCACUCUGCUGCUCGCCGCCCAUCAAACAACCGACGCAUCAGCGUGUGGUUACCACUACCUGGAGGUCGACUCAGGGGGGUAAUGCAGCGUCAAGUAGUGGAGCAGUCUCAGGUGCUCCGGCAGCUCAACCCCAGCAGUUGAUGACUGCCGCCUGUGAGGAAUCUCAAAGACAAACUUCUGGACCUGUAGCGGUUAAUACAACUGCUGCUGGAGCAGAGCCAAGCGCUACCACUGUGGUUACCCUCGCUAAUUGUGAGCCGCUGCCGCGUAUUGCCGAGGAGAAGGAUUCGCCAACUAGCACUCAGGACAGUAGCAGUGUGUCCGAGGGAUUCAUGCCCGCCAUCGAGGAAUACGCAGAGGGAGAGUCCUCGUCCUCGCCGACUCAGACCCUGGAGAAGCCGACAAAGGUAAAGGCCACUGAGCAGCCAGAGAUGGAGCCUGCUGGAAAAAACAAGAAGUUUGAUCAGGGUAAAACCACAACCCCUUUGGCACCCAAAACCAAGCCCCAGAACAGUGGCUGUAAAACUUCGAUGACAACGACAAAGCCUGCCAGUCCGAGCGUGACCAUUACCACAGGACCACGCAAGGACUCAACGGCUAUGACCGCCGGAGCCGGAACCACUGCAACAGGAUCAACUGCAGCCACUUCUGCUGCCAAGCAGAGGAAGUAGCGCCAGAGCAACCGAGGGGGAUAUGGAUGCUUAUGUUUUAAAUUUCAAGUUUAAACAAUUAUCUAAAAUGAGUAGGGGAGUGGUUUGUGGGCAAGAAAUGAAAGCCGCAGGAAUUCAAUAUAUGUAUAAUUAUAGCGAGGGAUUGCGUUUUAAACCUUUUUUCGAAGUAAGCUUGUGUGUUUUUGCGCAAAUCAUACAAUUUAGCAAUGAAAUUUAAUUAGAAAAUUCUGAAACCUAGUAGUUUGUAGAUGUCGUAACUAAAGGAAAACAAAAAAAAACAAAAAAACAAAACCGCUUAAAAACUCUUAAUGUAAAUUAGUAGCCACGAAAGUAAAACGAGAAAAAGCACGAUAUUCCAGUUAAAGCAAAUCUAAGAGGCACCACGCAAUUAUGUACUGUAUAUAAAUGUGUAACAUUGAUAGAAUUAAUGAAUUGUGGACUUCGAAUGAUGAGUCGAAUGGAGAGUCAUGGAACGGAAGGCAAGGUAUUUGGCCUGCGUUUAUAACAUUUUUUGCGAAUCUAUACACUAUGCCGAAAUCAAUAUAAAAUAUAUAUUAAAUAAAUGUUAUAUGUGUGUGUAUUAAAA
This is a messenger RNA of Drosophila eugracilis, 7568 nucleotides long. RefSeq names its product microtubule-associated serine/threonine-protein kinase 3 (gene dop). The transcript has 11 exons. The coding region runs from base 605 to 6982 and encodes 2125 amino acids. The record is from RefSeq and is a predicted model, not a curated record. Gene Ontology annotation, molecular function: ATP binding; protein binding; magnesium ion binding. Lineage: Eukaryota; Metazoa; Arthropoda; Insecta; Diptera; Drosophilidae. Gene Ontology annotation, biological process: intracellular signal transduction; peptidyl-serine phosphorylation.